Australozyma saopauloensis is the source of this 1263-nucleotide messenger RNA. RefSeq names its product oxysterol-binding protein. The transcript has a single exon. The record is from RefSeq and is a predicted model, not a curated record. Bases 1 to 1263 code for a protein of 420 amino acids. Gene Ontology annotation, cellular component: cytosol; membrane; intracellular membrane-bounded organelle. Gene Ontology annotation, molecular function: oxysterol binding. Lineage: Eukaryota; Fungi; Ascomycota; Pichiomycetes; Serinales; Metschnikowiaceae.
AUGUCUCUGACAGCGCUGUGGACCUCGUUUCUCAAAUCAAUUGCGUCAUUCAAUGGCGACUUGUCGUCGUUGACGGCCCCACCAUUCAUUCUAUCCCCAACGUCAUUGGUAGAGUACUCUCAAUACUGGGGAGAACAUCCGGACUUGCUUUUGGAGCCGGUGUUGAUGAAUAAAAACAAGUCCAGUGCUGCGCUGCUUGCGUUGUCGGAGCGCCGUAUGAUUGCCGUCACCCGGUGGUUCAUUUCCACGUUGCGUUCUCAGUAUUGCUCGAGAAACGAGAGCAUGGGCACGGAGAAAAAGCCGUUGAAUCCAUUUUUGGGAGAGGUUUUUGUGGGAAAAUGGCCCGAUUCAAGCGCUGACGGCGCUCUCGGUGAAACCACUCUUAUCAGUGAGCAGGUCUCGCACCAUCCUCCUGUGACCGCAUAUGCCAUCGAAAACAAGAAAAACAAUGUGCUUUUGCAGGGUUACAACGGUGUAAAGGCUACAAUCAGUACUACCAUGAUCAGUGUAAAGCAGUAUGGCCAUGCAGUGUUGCAAUUCAAGGACUUGAAUGAGACAUACCUCAUCACGCUUCCUCCAUUGCAUAUCGAGGGACUUAUUACCGCCUCUCCUUUCGUGGAAUUGGAGGGAACAUCAUACAUUCAAAGCUCGCUGGGUUAUCUAGCCGUUAUCGACUAUUCUGGCCGUGGAUACUUCAGCGGUAAGAAGAACACAUUCAAGGCUAGAAUUUACCCAGACAAGUUGGCCAGCGGCACAAAGGAAAAGGCCAUUGCCACCAUCAGCGGCCAAUGGUCAGGUAAGUCGUACAUUGAGAAGGGAGCCACUACUCCAUCUAGUUCAAGCAGCGAAUUGUUCUACGAUGCUGCCAAAAAAUCGCCAGAACUGCUUGUGGUCAAGCCAAUUGAAGAGCAAAAUGAGCUCGAGUCGCGCAAGGCAUGGCAGAAGGUUGCAGAUGCUGUCCGCAAGGGUGACUAUGACUCGAUCCACGAGGAGAAGACUCAGCUCGAGAAUACCCAGAGAGCCAUGAGAAAGAGCGAGCAGGAAACAGGCGAUCUGUGGACCGUUCGCUGGUUCGAUGAGAAGGACCUCCUGGGUGCCAGCCCAGGUGAUGAUCCGCUCGUCAGCUUGGCUAGUUUGGCCAAUUUGAGUAUUGAGAAUGUUCCUCUGGGCUCUAGAAGUGGUUCCAAACACGAGAAGGGCCAGGCGCUCCACUGGAGAUUCAACGAAGGCAAAUGGAACGAUGAGAAGGAAAUUUUGAUUUAA